AGCCAUUAUCAGCUGCAGCUGUGCCCUGGUGCUGAUUGUCCAAUGGUGAUCCAGGUACAGGAACCUAAGGCUCGGCGAGUACAGUGUAGCCGUUGUAAUGAAGUCUUCUGUUUCAAGUGUCGACAGAUGUACCACGCUCCUACUGACUGUACCACUAUUAAAAAAUGGCUCACCAAAUGUGCUGAUGACUCUGAGACGGCAAAUUACAUCAGUGCGCAUACGAAAGAUUGUCCGAAGUGCAAUAUUUGCAUUGAGAAAAAUGGAGGGUGCAAUCACAUGCAAUGCUCAAAAUGCAAGCACGAUUUUUGCUGGAUGUGCCUGGGAGAUUGGAAGACCCAUGGAAGCGAGUACUAUGAGUGCAGUCGGUACAAGGAGAAUCCUGACAUUGUGAACCAGAGCCAGCAGGCACAGGCCAGAGAAGCUUUGAAAAAGUACUUAUUCUACUUUGAAAGGUGGGAAAAUCACAAUAAAAGCCUGCAGCUAGAAGCACAGACGUACCAGAGGAUUCAAGAGAAAAUCCAAGAACGAGUUAUGAACAAUCUGGGGACUUGGAUCGAUUGGCAGUAUUUACAAAAUGCUGCCAAGCUCCUUGCCAAGUGUCGGUACACUUUACAGUAUACAUAUCCAUAUGCAUACUACAUGGAAUCUGGGCCUAGGAAGAAACUG
Rhincodon typus (whale shark) is the source of this 666-nucleotide messenger RNA. Its product is annotated as ariadne homolog 2 (Drosophila). Gene Ontology annotation, molecular function: zinc ion binding; ubiquitin protein ligase activity; ubiquitin conjugating enzyme binding. Gene Ontology annotation, cellular component: cytoplasm; ubiquitin ligase complex. The record is from RefSeq and is a predicted model, not a curated record. The transcript is spliced from 7 exons. The annotation marks the transcript as partial. Lineage: Eukaryota; Metazoa; Chordata; Chondrichthyes; Orectolobiformes; Rhincodontidae. Gene Ontology annotation, biological process: ubiquitin-dependent protein catabolic process; protein polyubiquitination; positive regulation of proteasomal ubiquitin-dependent protein catabolic process.